Naegleria lovaniensis is the source of this 2016-nucleotide messenger RNA. RefSeq lists its product as uncharacterized. The transcript has 3 exons. NCBI's taxonomy places the organism in Eukaryota, Heterolobosea, Eutetramitea, Acrasida, Naegleriidae. The record is from RefSeq and is a predicted model, not a curated record. The coding region runs from base 1 to 2016 and encodes 671 amino acids.
AUGACGGACGCUAAAAUGAAAAAUUCAUCUUCGGAAGAUCUCAAUGGACAGCUGGCUUCCGAUGAUGACAAUGAGAUGGAUUUACCUCCAGCAUCAUGUAUGGAGGAGAGAACAAACAGUUCUCCGUUCAACAAACGAAAUUUAGAGGCGAAGAUAAAAGAUUGCACUCCCGAUGAAGUGAGCAAAGCUCUUCUUGAGGAAAUUGAAGCAAAGGACGUUGAAAUUAGAGAGCUUAAAGAUCUUGUUGAAGAGUUGAGAACCUGUAAUAGAGAUAUAGAAACAUUAUUUUCGGAUGACUCGGAGGACAUGAUGGAGUUAAGAGACAAGAAACUCAUCGAAAUUGCUAAGAAAAAUAAGAAUAUAAUUGUGAAAUUGAAUAAGGAAAAAGCACGAGUGGUGGCCUUGACGCAACAACUACAAAAACUUCAAUCAAUCACGUCACAAAAAACACCAGUAACCAACAACAAUAAUAUUCGACAUUUUACCUCUAAAAAUGUAAAAGAGACCUCCUCAAGUGUAAAUACAUCAACUAACGGAGAUACUGACGAGGAUGGUGACGACGAGACAUUGAAAAUGAUGAACCAAUUCAAAGAAAAAGCCAUCGCCAAUGAAAAACGGGUGAAAAUGUUAAGAGAGCAAGGUGAAAAAUAUAAAACAGAAAAUAUGAAACUAAGAGCGCUCAUACAGAAAGAAGUCGGCGAAGAUGUACAGAUUGAUUCUCUCUUGAACAACAGUGAAGGUUUUAGAGGAAGAGCUCAACAAAUUUAUUUGCUCAAAAUCAAAGUCAAAGAUUUACAAACAAAGAUUGACCAAUUCUCACACAGCCCUCAACCAAACUCGAGCUGUACCUCUGUAAAUUCUACGACCGUAUCUCCUAACAUGGAAACAUCGUCAACAAUUUCAACACUUUCUUCGGUUUCAGUGGAUGAACGCCAAAGAAAGGCCAUUGAGAAACUGGAACAGGAGCGCAAAGCAGAAUUAUUUGAUUUGAAGAAGGAAUUAUCAGAAAAGAAUGAAGAGAUUAAGCAAGUGAAAGGAAAGCUCGAGGCCUCUGUUGCUCGAUGCAAGAAUUUAGAGAAAUCGUACAAUGAAAUGAAGGCAAAACAAACGAGAAUGCUUGAAAAAACAGAGAAUGACAACAAAUAUAUUGCAUUGUUAAAGGCAGAGCUUGACCAAGCCAAGAAAAAAGGUCUGACAAAAUCCGGAUCCACCACAAAUGUAACUAGUUCUCCGCAGCAGGAGCAAGAAAUUAAGAAAUUGACCAAAGAAUUGGAACAAAAAGAAGAAAUUAUUCGAUACUUGAAAAACGAGCUACAAACUACAAGCAAGAAAGCUCUGGAGUCCAUGCAGUUGAGUUUGCUUUCCUCUACCGACAUUAAACAGGCAGGUAUUGUCGAUAAAAGUGGCGAUGAAGAAGCAAAAUUGAAGUUGACAAUUUCCACCAUUGAGGUCGAAAAGUUGAGAGAGCUGAAGAAAAUGUCUCAACAAAAAAUUAUGGAAUUGGAACAAAAACUGCUGGAAGCGAAUGAAAUGCUGCUGAAGGAGCGAAUGACGAAUGCAGAGCUCGAACGAAAAUGUCAUCAAUUUAUGAAAGGAGAAAAGCCAAUUUUCGAAGCGAUCACAAAUCCUCAAUUAGAAGAUGAAAUUGCAAUUUUACGAGAUGAAAAUGAGGCUCUUAAACAAACGAUCGAGCAUUCGAAAAGAGCGAAGGAGGAAGAAAUCAAAUCUUACCUUGAUAUCAUUGACUCUCAAAAGCGCAACUAUGAAACUUAUAUUGGUACUUUGAAAGAAAAACUUAGCAGUGUCUCCAGCAAGAGUACGGACACACUUCCCUCCAUUCGACAAAGUUCUCCUCAACCACCACCAUUGUCAAAAGACGAUGAAAAAAGUUCUUCCAAUGAGUCCAAAUUGCUGGAAGAAAAUGAACAAUUGAAAAAACAAUUAUCCGAAAUUAAGAACAUGUACAAUUCAUUAGCAUUCUCCCAACAGCAACGAAAGAAAUUCACUCUCAAGUAA